GUCCGGCAGCUCCCGCGGGGGUCGCCGAGGGUCCCGGCCAUGAAGAGGAUGUUCUCCUGCUCCAGCUCGCAAGUGACGGUGAGUCCCGGCGGGGAACGGGGGGCCCGUGCCGGCUGCAAUCCCGAUCCCGGUCCCGGUUCUGGUGCUGGUCCCGAUGGCAGCUGCAGUCUGAGCCUCCAUCCCGGAUUCAUCCCCGAUCCUGACCCCAAUGCAGCCCCCAGCUCCCACGGGCUCGCCCCCAGCCCUGGCCCCGCUGCCGGUGCCGCCGCCCAUCCCGACUCCCAGCCCCGGUUCCCGUUCCCAGAGCCGGGUCUCGGUCCCUGCUCCCGGUGGCGGUCCCCGGUCCCAAUCCCAGUCCCCGGUGGCGGUGCCACCCCCGCCCGGUGGCACGCUGGAGCCCAGCCCGGCUCGGUGGCACUCGCCAAACCAGCCGGGCGGGCACAGGCCGGGACACGCUGCGGCCUCUCCGCCCCUCCCGGCUCCGCGGGGCUCCGGGAUCCCUCACGGAGCGGGGAAACUGAGGCAGGAGAUGCGUGAGGGGGGGGUCCUGUGCCGGGCUGGGGGUCCCGCCCUGGAUGUGGGGUCCCGAGCUGGAUGUGGGGUCCCACCCCCGCAGAUGGAGAGCUGGACGCGGCGGGACCAGAAGCUCCUGGACGCGGUGACUCGCGGGGACGUGGCCCGAGUGGCCGCCCUGGCCGCCCGCAAGGCCGCCCGCCCCGCCAAGCUCAACGCCAGGGGACAAUCCGCGCUCCACCUGGCCGCGGCCCAGGGUCUCACCGAGUGCCUGACGCUGCUGCUGGAGCACGGGGCCCCCGCCAACGAGACCAACGAUGACGGCAGCACCGCCCUGCACUUGGCCACCAUCGCCUGCCAGCCCCAGUGCGUGAAGGUGCUGCUGCAGCACGGAGCCAACGAGCGCCACAUGGACGGGCAGAACCGGACACCGCUGCACUGGGCCGCCUCCUCGGGCUGCGCCUCCAGCGUCCUCCUGCUCUGCGACCACGAGGCUCCGCUGGACACCCCCGACACUCACGGGCAGACCCCGCUGAUGCUGGCGGCGCGGGGGAACCACGCGGCCGUUUGUGCCCAGCUCCUGCGGCGAGGGGCCGAGCCCGGGCUGGCCGACAGGGACGGCAGGACGGCGCUGGAGCUGGCGCUGGCUCACGGCAGCCGGGAAGUGGCCGAGCUGCUGCAGGGCCACAAGAGGGACAAGGACAUCGGGAAUGGCACCGGGAAUGGCACCGGGAAUGGCACCGGAAAGGUCCCGCAGCGCGGGAGGAGAGCAGAGAAUGGUGCUGGACAGGUGGGAGUCCAGGGCGAGGAGGAGGAGCGGGACGGACGCGCUGCCCGGCGGCUGCGGGAGGAGCUGGCGAGGAAGACUCUGGAAUGCCGGCGGCUGGAGGAAGCUGCCGAGGGCAUCCGGCAGCGGCUGCGGGAGCUCGUGCGGCUCCUGCCGGGGCGGGAUGAGGGUGAGGAUGAGGAGGAGGAUGACGGCGCCUACCUGGAGCUCCUGGCCCGGCGCGUGGCGGAGCUGAGGAAGAGGACGAGGGAUGAAGAGCGGGAAGGAGGACACGGCAGCGCCGAGGCUCCGGCGCUGAUCCCGUUCCUGGCCUGGCUGGGAGAGGAGUGCUCCAAAAUGCGGGAAGCGAAGGCCGGCGCCUUCUCCCGGAGCCAGGAGCUGCGCCGGGAGGAGGAGGAUUCCCUGCGGGACGAGGCCGCGGGCCGGAGCGCCUGGGAGCGGCUGGCGGCGGCGCUGGAGCAGGCGCUGGAGCACCAGGACCAGAUCCAUGCCAGGAUACUCCAGGGAUCCCAAAUCCUCCUGGAAAAGCUCCGUGGGGAGCCAGCGGCAGCGUGCCGGGGCGCAGGGAACGGCGCGGAGCCGGCUCCGGGCGGGAAGGGCCGGGAGGAGACCCCGAAAGAGGCCGGGGGGAUGGAGAAGGAGCUGCUGGAGCUGCGGGAGGGCAACGGGAAACUCCUGGUGGAGCUGGCGCGGCUGGGCCGGGAGCGGGAGCGGCUGCAGCAGGAGCUGCGGGAGCUGCGGGAUCCCGGGAAGCGGGACGAGGCCUGGCGGCUGCGCCGGGAGCUGCGGGCGCUGCGGGACGGGCUGGGAGAGCGGGUGCGGGACGCGGGAGGCGACGCCGGGGCCGGGAUUCUCCGGGACCUGCACCGGAGGCUGGACGCGCUGGUGCGGUCCCAGCACGAGGCCCUGCAGCUCCUGACGGAGAUGGAGGGAGAGGCCGGGGAGAGCCCCGGGAGCGGCGGGGAGGGCGGGAUACCGGGAGAACCGGGGGCGGCGGUGGGUGCCGGCGCUCCGCAGGGCCCGGAGCUCGGCACCGCCGGGGUCCCAGCGGAGCCGGCGGGGUCGGAGGCGGAGCGGUGGCGGGAGGCGGCGGCGGCGGCCGAGGCGAGGGCGGCCGGGCAGGAGCAGGAGCUGCGGGAGCUGCGGGGCACGGCCGAGGGGCUGGAGCGCAGCCUGGCAGCGCUGCGGGAGCGGGCGGCUCGGCUGGAGCGCGCCUGCCGCGAUAAGGACGGGAAGCUGAAGCAGCUGCUGGCGGAGACGGAGAAACUCUCGGCCGAGGUGUUGGGGCUGCGGGGCCGGAGCGCCCGGCUCCAGCUCCAGCUGGAGGUCCAGGAGAAGCAGCACCGGGACACCGUGGCCGUGUACCGGAGCCACCUUCUCCAGGCUGCCCAGGGAUUCAUGGAUGAGGGCGUCCACGCCGCGCUGCUGCGGAUCCUGCGGGCCGAGGCGAGAGCGGGGCCGUGGCAUUAAACCGGGAAACUGAGGCACACACCUGGCCUGUGUCCCAUUCCGUGUCCCCAUCCCAGCAGCUCUGGGAAGGGGGUGUACCCUGGAAUCCCCCAGCCCAUCCUGGGCUCUCCA
Messenger RNA from Poecile atricapillus (Black-capped chickadee), 2881 nucleotides. RefSeq names its product ankyrin repeat domain-containing protein 35-like. NCBI's taxonomy places the organism in Eukaryota, Metazoa, Chordata, Aves, Passeriformes, Paridae. The record is from RefSeq and is a predicted model, not a curated record. The coding region runs from base 209 to 2770 and encodes 853 amino acids. The transcript is spliced from 11 exons. Gene Ontology annotation, molecular function: actin binding.